Molecule: messenger RNA, 1074 nt
Organism: Centruroides sculpturatus (bark scorpion)
Lineage: Eukaryota; Metazoa; Arthropoda; Arachnida; Scorpiones; Buthidae
Product: heat shock protein beta-1-like
Exons: 3
Coding region: 177-752 (191 amino acids)
Biological process (GO): protein refolding; response to heat
Molecular function (GO): protein folding chaperone
Source: RefSeq, a predicted model, not a curated record
CUCAACCGUGUGCCAUUGAUGUAAAAGUGUCGGAUGACGAAACUCGACGUCUAGAAGUUUCGUUUCUUCACUGAAUAAAUACUGUUCGAAAGCCAUUCCGCAUAAGUGAACUUGAGAAUUGUCUUGUAUCAACUACAGUACAUACAACUGUGAAAUAGCUUACACUCAACUAAAGAAUGGCACCUGAAAGGAAAGUUCCCAUCUUGAGAUCCGAUUGCCACGUCCUUGACCAAGAAUUUAAUUCGAUCCGAGAAAGGUUCGAGGCAGAGAUGAAAAAGAUGGAGGAAGAAAUGAAUAGAUUCAGAUCUCAACUGAUCGACCAAGAGAGAGAAGUUUAUUCUCCAUCAGUUCAGCAGCGAACCACUACAACUACCACUACAAUGUCUAGUACCAACGACGGUGGAACUCAUAAAUCCGAAUUGAAAACUUGGUUGGAUGGAUUGAAUUCUCCUCUCAUACAAGAUUCCGACGAUGGAAAAAUGUUAAAAUUGAGAUUCGAUGUCAGUCAGUACGCUCCCGAAGAGAUUUUGGUGAAGACAGUAGAGAAUCGUUUACAGGUUCAAGCCAAGCACGAGGAGAAAUCAGAAAAUAGGUCCGUCUAUCGCGAAUAUAACAGAGAGUUUUUAUUACCAAAAGGAACAAAUCCAGAAAUGAUUAGAUCAUCCCUCUCAAAAGACGGAGUUCUAACCGUCGAAGCACCUCUUCCCGCUUUGGAAUAUAAAGAAAGAAGAAUUCCCAUCGAUACUGCUUAAAGUGUAACGUUACUUAUCCAACUAUGAGUAUCACUCUCUUAAAUAUAAUACCUAUAAUAAUUAUUAGAUGAGAAAAGUCCAAUGUCUACGCGUUAUUUUCCUUCCAUAAGAAACAAUUUUUUUGUAAAAAUUUUAUUUUGGUGGUGUUUUAAUUAAUUAAUGUAAAAUUAAAUACUCAUUCCACUAGAGGUUUUCGAAGGCUGGACAAGCCACAAAUAUUUGUUAUUUUGGCGCACUGUAUAAAGUUUGUGUAAAAGAUUUUUAGCUCACUCAGUGAGAUAUUUAUUUUAUACUUCUAAUAAAAUUUAAAAUUAAUUCAAAA